This is a messenger RNA of Diuraphis noxia (Russian wheat aphid), 2082 nucleotides long. RefSeq names its product phosphoglucomutase 3-like protein nst (gene nst). The record is from RefSeq and is a predicted model, not a curated record. NCBI's taxonomy places the organism in Eukaryota, Metazoa, Arthropoda, Insecta, Hemiptera, Aphididae. Gene Ontology annotation, biological process: carbohydrate metabolic process; UDP-N-acetylglucosamine biosynthetic process. Gene Ontology annotation, molecular function: phosphoacetylglucosamine mutase activity; magnesium ion binding.
GAACUGUGAUGAAAUGAAGUUGGUGAAAUGUAUUAUUUAUUAAUAUAAUUAUUAUGUAACGGAUUUCGCACGGGCACGGUCCUGAGUCCACAGUCGAUGGAAUUUUUAUAGUGGACGCAACAGUGAAAUGUGCCUAAUGAAAGUAACACGUCACCAGUAUUUUACGUACGCUAUAGGAUAGUUGGCAGUCUUAACAGAGUCAAUAUUGAACUUAAACGUAUCAACAUGAACAAGUGGAUCGAGAACGCCGUAGAACUAGAAUCGAACAUUCAGUCGUAUCCAAAUCCAGGAACCAAAGUUUUUCAAUACGGCACGUCGGGCAUUCGUUAUAAUUCUGAACACCUGGACCAUGUUCAUCAUCGGAUGGGCAUGUUGGUGGCUUUGCGCUCAAUACAUUUGAAAUCGGCGGCAGUCGGGCUAAUGAUAACAGCCUCGCACAAUCCACAAGAGGAUAAUGGCAUAAAACUCAUUGACCCUCAAGGAGAAAUGUUGGAUAGCUCGUGGGAAKUGUAUGCUACUGAAUUGGCUAAUGCCUCCAACAACCAGGAUGUAUGUGCCAUGCUCAUAAAUAUUGCUUUAAAGUAUAAUAUUGACAAAACAUAUAUACCUCGUGUGUACAUCGGUCGUGAUACUAGAAAUUCUGGUAAAAGAUUAUUGGAAGCUGUGCUUUGCGGUGUUAAAGCUUUUAAAAGUAAUGUUGAAGAUUUUGGCAUAAUAACAACACCAAUGUUACAUUUUUUUGUUAGAUGUUAUAACACCAAUUGCCUAUACGGUCAGCCGAAUGAACAUUCUUAUUAUACUAAAUUAACAAAUAGUUUUAAAACUUUGCGUAAAAUGUGUUUAGAUUUGAAAAAUUAUAGCCCUAUAAUAGAAUUUGAUGGUGCUAAUGGGGUAGGUGCUUUAAAAAUGAAAGAUGCAGUUAUAUAUUUAGAGGAAACACUAAUGAUUAAUAUGCAUAAUGAUGACAUAUUGAAUACAGUAAAACUAAAUUACAAAUGCGGUGCAGACUAUGUGAAGUCAAACCAAUGUCCUCCUACUGGGAUGACUAUUAAACCAUACUCUAAAUAUGUGUCUGUGGAUGGAGAUGCGGAUAGAAUAGUUUAUUCUUUUGUUGAUGAAAACAACAAAUUUUAUUUAUUAGAUGGUGAUCGAAUUGCUACACUUGUGGCUGGUUAUAUAAAAGAUUUAUUCAUCGCUUCUGGUCUUGAUGUCAAUGUAGGAUUGGUUCAAACUGCUUAUUCAAAUGGAAACUCUACAAAAUAUGUAACUGAUAAGUUGAAAGUACCAGUUGCAUGUGUUCCGACUGGUGUGAAACAUCUUCAUCAUAAAGCUAAUGACUAUGAUGUUGGCAUUUAUUUCGAAGCUAAUGGUCAUGGUACUAUAUUAUUCAAGGAUGAUAUUCGUGAGCUUAUUCGAAAUCAAUCUGCUAUUGAAAAAAAUGAGGUAAUGUCACUGGCACUGAAGAAAUUGAUUUGCAUCAUGGAUAUGACUAAUGAAACAGUAGGUGAUGCUUAUUCUGAUAUGCUGAUUGUUGAGUCUGUACUUUGUGAACGAGGAUGGAGCAUAAGUGAUUGGUAUAAAACAUACUCUGAAUUGCCAAAUCGUCUAACAAAAGUUACUGUUAAGGACAGAAAUAAAUUUGAAACUGGCGAUGCUGAAAGAAUAUGUAUCAAACCACUAGGCCUUCAAAGAAUAAUAGAUUCUAUUGUGUCAAAGUAUUCUAUGGGCAGAUCAUUUGUCAGUACUAGUCACUGUUAUUAUCACCCAUGUAACAUAUUGGCCAUAUUGUAUCCAUGUGUUGUUUCAAUUUUUUCAUAAUGAUUUGGGAGCCGUCAAAAUAUUAUGUACAUCCAAAGAAGCCACGGGAUGAAAAAGUUUGAACACCUYUGUGAYAUAUGGUAGAACCUUGAUUAUCCGAAUCUCCAUUAUACAAACCYUCUAUUAUCCAAACUAUAAUAAGCGUAUUCAAACAUAAAAACUCGUAUCUGACUGGUUUMUCRAAUUUAUCAUAACUCUCGCUUUUGGCUUAUUAUUAGGGGCAGUCCAUUUUCAACCAAAUUUAAAAUAGUUCGAUUUCAUUUU